UUGGGUUUUCGUUUCCGAAGCUAGCUCAUAACGACUCAGGCUGCGCGGCGAGUCGGUCACAAAAUUUGUCUACACUUUUACAAAAAAAAUGUAAAAAAUUGUAUUAUCAUGCCCGUCACCUACAGGAUUCGCACACUGCCGCAACAGCGGAAGUUGGUCCCCAACCUACUGAGGUCCAUACUACACGUCCUGGAGGAGACGCGCCGACCCAUGAGUGACACAGAGUUGAACUUCGUCCUGGGCAUCCAGUACCGACGCAACGAUCCGGAGUUCUAUCGCCAAGUGCAAGUCAAUCUGCGCGAUGGGGUCGAAUAUGGCAUUCUGAAGCGCCAGGGCAACCAGUUUUCGCUGCGAUCCCGACGCCUGGGAGAACUGGUGUCUACUCUUGGAUCCUCGCCAAACCGAUGAACUUUGGGAUAUAUUCGGAAACAGAGCGUACACAUACAGAAUAUAACAGAA
Molecule: messenger RNA, 459 nt
Organism: Drosophila simulans
Lineage: Eukaryota; Metazoa; Arthropoda; Insecta; Diptera; Drosophilidae
Exons: 2
Coding region: 109-408 (99 amino acids)
Source: RefSeq, a predicted model, not a curated record